Orbilia oligospora ATCC 24927 is the source of this 1296-nucleotide messenger RNA. RefSeq lists its product as uncharacterized. NCBI's taxonomy places the organism in Eukaryota, Fungi, Ascomycota, Orbiliomycetes, Orbiliales, Orbiliaceae. The record is from RefSeq and is a predicted model, not a curated record. Gene Ontology annotation, cellular component: endomembrane system. The transcript is spliced from 5 exons. Gene Ontology annotation, molecular function: acyltransferase activity. The coding region runs from base 1 to 1296 and encodes 431 amino acids.
AUGUCCGACACGCACCUCGCCGGCAAGGUCCGAUACGGAGGCUUCCUACAGGCAGUCCGGUUGAUACUGUUCAUUCUCUACUUUUCCGCCGGUAGUAUCGCAAUCGUAGCGACUCAGUUCAUCGGAGCUCCCUUGUACUUCUACAACAAGGACUGGUUCUACACAUAUAUUUCCCUCACAAAACAAUCUUUCGGCACUUUCGUCACGACUGGUACACAAUGGUGGACUCCGACAACUAUCAGAAUCAGCGGCGACAAGUCUGUUCGGGGCCAGAUACGCAUCACCGACGACGGUCUUCUCGAAUGCGACUUCCCUGAGCGCAUGGUCUUCAUCGCCAACCAUCAGUUGUAUUCGGAUUGGCUUUAUAUCUGGUGGAUCGCCUAUGCAGCCCGUAUGCAUGGCGCCGUAUAUAUCAUCCUCAAAGAAUCUCUUAAAUGGGUCCCCAUAGUAGGGUGGGGUAUGCAGAUGUACGGCUUCAUCUUCUUGGCUCGGAAUUGGGCAAAGGACCAGCAACGUUUCAAGCACCGGCUCGAGAAAAUCGCGGCAAAGGAUCGGAAACCUCAGGAUAGACCGCCGAUGUGGCUACUAAUCUUUCCCGAAGGAACCAAUAUGUGCCCGAACGCUCGAGUCUCAAGCAAGAAGUUUGCUGACAAGAUGGGACUCAGAAACCCUGACCAUGUUCUCCUUCCUCGCGUAACCGGCCUUCAAUAUUGCCUUCAACAGCUGGAUGAAUCUGUUGAGUGGGUAUACGACUGCACGAUGGCCUACGAAGGCAUUCCCCGUGACAAAUACGGCCAAGACAUAUUUACUCUUCGGGCUCAAUACCUCCAAGGCCGCCCUCCGAAAUCCGUUAACCUGCAUUUUCGUCGGUUCCGUAUAUCCGAGAUACCCUAUAACGAUACGAAGGAAUUCGAGCAAUGGAUGCGCGACCGUUGGACCGAGAAGGACGAGAUGAUGGAGACAUAUAUGCAGACUGGCCGUCUACCCGGCGACGACGAGGAAGUCGAAGUGUUGAGUAAUGGUGGGAUGAUUAACCCCGGCGAGAAAGUUGGCACAACGCCAACUGCGAAGGGUAAUGUAGUCGAGACAACUGUAAAGCUACGGAAUUGGCUUGAAGUUCCCAAGAUGUUUGUGGUGCCAGGAACCACACUAUUAAUGUACCAUCUUAUAGGGAAGAUCGGUAGAAUCGCGGCGAUAGCUGCUGGGCAGCAGCAGACCGGCUUGAUUGUUGAUCCGGCAUCCUCGGUCGUUGAUCCUAACCCUUCGCCGAUGCCAGUCGUCAAGCCGGAGCUAUGA